Messenger RNA from Caenorhabditis elegans, 838 nucleotides. RefSeq names its product Mediator of RNA polymerase II transcription subunit 6 (gene mdt-6). NCBI's taxonomy places the organism in Eukaryota, Metazoa, Nematoda, Chromadorea, Rhabditida, Rhabditidae. Gene Ontology annotation, cellular component: nucleus; mediator complex. The transcript has 3 exons. The coding region runs from base 6 to 758 and encodes 250 amino acids. Gene Ontology annotation, biological process: regulation of transcription by RNA polymerase II; positive regulation of DNA-templated transcription. Gene Ontology annotation, molecular function: transcription coregulator activity. The record is from RefSeq and is marked reviewed.
CAAUAAUGAUGCCACGAAUGGGACCUCCAGCAGCUGCACGGCAAGACAAUCCUUUACACGUCUCGUUUCGGAACCCACAGUGGCCACCAAACUUCAUUAACAAAGAUAACGUGCUGGACUACUUUUGCAAUCAAGCCAACGCGUUCUAUGAAAUGAACUCUUGCAAUCAACAAAUUCGGAUGCAGAACAUCGUUAACCGAACAGUGGAAGAAUGUCUUCGAACAAUGCCGGGAAUUCAGUAUGUCCUCUGGUACUCACAACCGCCAUUGUUCAUUAUAUGCAAACAACGACGAAAUAAUGUUACAAAUGUUAGUCCCAUCGCGUACUAUUAUGUCAUCAAUGGAAGUGUACAUCAAGCUCCCGACAUGUAUAGUCUCGUUCAAUCCCGUUUACUCGGAGCUCUGGAGCCACUUCGCAACGCUUUCGGUGAAGUUACCAACUAUUCUCGCUACAACACUGCCAAGGGCUACUACUGGGAGUUCAAGAAUAAGCCCAAUGUUAAGAAGCGAGAAGAAGAAAAGAAAGAGGACGAAGAAGAGAAAUUGGAAGAUAGAAGCACAAACUUCCAAAAAACACGAACGAUGAUGUUGCUGAAUCAGUUGUUCAGUGAAAUGCCAGCAGAAGACGCUCUUGAAAGAGAAGAAAAAGAAGAGGUUGAGGAAGAAGAAGAAGAAACGUUAAAAACUGAGGAACCAACAACUUCAACUGAUGAGCCGAAGUUUGCAGAACCAACUGCCAGAACAACGUCAAAACAAUAAACGGGUCAAAGCUUUCACAUUCUGUACACUUUUUAUACUAUGAUCUUUCAAAUUUCACUAAAAAUGAACAUUAAAUUAUU